Messenger RNA from Linnemannia hyalina, 4500 nucleotides. NCBI's taxonomy places the organism in Eukaryota, Fungi, Mortierellomycota, Mortierellomycetes, Mortierellales, Mortierellaceae. The record is from the annotation of a GenBank genome assembly.
AUGAUGUCAAAGACCUUCCACGGAAAGGUCGACGAGACAGUCGAUGCGCUCAUUAUCCUCGAAGCCUGCCGUCAGGGUGUCAUGCCCAGAAUUACACGCCGACUCUUGGCUGCCGAGCGAGGAGAGACUCGACCCCUACCCAACCCACCUAGCGAGGCAUCCUCUUCCUCUUCCUCUUCGUCCUCCUCCUCCUCAACUCGCAUGUCCUCGCGAUUAUCAGCGCCUGCAACCGCUGCAUCGAUCUCACCUUCGUCCUUGUCCUCUGCGACGGCCUACUCCUCUUCAUCCUCCCCAUCAACAACGUCAUCACCACCAGCAGCAACAUCAUCAUCGUCAACAGCAACAACAGCAACAACCAAUCCAUCACUGAUCAUCCCCGGCUCGGUGUUUGUCUUUGACGAAGAAGAAUCCGGCAUCUGCCGCUGGACCGACGGCAAGAUCUGGUCUCCCUCUCGGAUCUGUGACAAUUUCCUCGUCUACCGUGAACUGUACCGAAAGUUACCCAAUCAGAAGUGCUACACGACCUCGGACAAGGCCAAGAUGAAGGAUGGGUCUGGGUUGAAGGACCAGGCGUUGAAGGAGAAGGUUGAUAAGGAGAAAUUGGUGCUGCAUGGUCCACGCGAGUACCUCGAACUCCGCGAUCUCCCGAUCAGCAAGACCUUCGUGAUGAUGCAGUCCUACCGCGUCCCGAUCCAGAUCUUGCCUUUGGACUGUGACCAGCAGCCACUCGAUCCUGCCGACGAGUACAUCCACAGCAGCCGAAUCUUUGAGGCACGCGCCAGGAAACAGUCCACCCCUUUGGCUUCCUACAACGUGACAAGUAUGGAGCCAUUCAAGCGACGCAAGACUCGUGGCAGUCGUCAGCGGAGGCGUGUCGAGGAGGAAGUGGAGGAAGGAGAGAGUGAGGAUGAGCCCGAUUAUCUUGCAGAUGACACCAACAGCAAUAGUGGUGACCCCUGCAACGACUCGGGGAUGAUGAUAGCAAGUGGACCAAUUCUCCCACCAAUUGCUCCUCCUCUUCAGCCUCAUUCAGUUGCACCAGUAUACCACAAGUAUCCAACCCGAAGUCAGGAUCGCUACAUUCGUGAACGAAUUCGGCAACAGCUCAUGGAGCCAUGGAAUCCCUCUCCGUCUACCGAGUCGACACCCAAGGGUAAGAAACGAAUGAUGUCUUGGUCACGGUCCCUGGCGAUGGAGACUGAAGACACCUCGGCGGUCAAGGUUGAAAAUAAUAGUCCGUCAUUGGGACUCUCUUACUCGGCUGGCUGUUCGGUUGAGAGCGGUGGGGCCUUGCAGCAUGGCCUGGCAGAGGAGGACGAUGAGAUGGGUGGGAGUCAAUAUGGUGCCGCGUUUGGGGUGCCGUCGUCGUCUUUGGCCACGAGGGGUACGCCCAGUCAGAUGCAUGAAAUCAUGCAGUCGACGAAUACCAUACCUCUCCAAAGUGACAACGAGCUCAAAGUCCACAGGUACAAGACUGUGGAGCGCGAGUGGCGUCUCGUGACAUCAUCUCAGAGCUCGACUUCAAAUUCGGCCAUCAACGAUCCACUCGCCUACGCGCGGAGCACGUACAAUCCAGGGCAUGCUCAACCUCAACUCGUAAGCGCCUACCCUUACCAUGAGGGUUCCCACUGGCAGCAUCAAGAUCCUAAUUACUCACCACAACCGCGAUAUUGGGAUUUUGUUGCCUAUAACCAGAUGAACUCGCGGAGGACAUACUCUGGUCUUUACCCGGCGCAGCAGCUCUCGACGCAGUACUAUGACCCUCAACCGCAUCUUCAACCUCAAGACGAGUUGCAGUACCAGACACCGCCCCAACAGCAAGCAAUAUCGAACGAGGCUGUGAUACAUUAUAACGUAGCUCCGGCGUCAACUACAGUGAUGACACCCUUGCAAGAUCUACAAGGUUACUACAGCCACCAUGCAGGCGCAGAACAUUAUGAGCAACCUUUCCCACUCGGAUUCGACACAACCUCUGCUGCAACUUCGGAUGUUAUCCAACAUGCACAUGUAGGCUAUACGGGAUAUUCGCCCGUUCAGCAACCUUCGGCGCGCGCGGAACGGAAAUAUUCACCCUGGUCAAGCGGAUCUGUAUACUCCAGGUCAUCUUCUCUGUCGACGUCUCUGACCCUCUCGCCUGUUGUGCGCUCCAAAGCACUUGCUGGUCAAGAUGCUAGGCCUAACACUGGACCUGAUGUUGAUAACCAGCUUUCGCCUGUCGCUACGACCACGAACGAGAGACAGGACGUUAGUGGUAUGCACGCGUUAACUGGCAUCAGGCUUUGGUACGAUGAUGGGCCGUCCUAUGCCCGUCCGACAGUUAUGAGGCAGGUACAGUCGACAAUGACAACCACUUCCUCAAGCAGUCAAGGCCAGACCGUCACUGUGUCCUGUAUGCCCACUACUCGUAGUCCGGCAUUAUACAUUGCACCAACAGCCACUCCCAUCUUUGUUCAGGCCUCAACCACCAUGCCGACGACGGCGCCUGUCCUUAUCCCCAUGCAUGGCCCUGCAGCCACUUCGACAUCGGUCGCGCGUAUGGUGGAUGUUGAUCACCAUGGCCAGCAGUCUUCGAGCCCAAGCGAGCUGGACUCCCAGCCGCAGUAUCAGCCCAUUAAGGCAACCGACAGAACCUUUCGUCGACGCUCACUGCCGCACGUCCCUGUUAUGAGUUUCUCGGCAGGGACUGUUUUGGAAACCUGCGCCCUGGAUUCGCGUCAAGGAUCGCCCAUGACCUCGCGGGAGGAGGCAAUGCGGUCUAUUGCCCCUGAUCCUGGGUGUCAGGCAGUUUUCCCACAGGUUGACGCUAACGAGUCGUCAAUUCAGGAGCAGGAACAGGAGCAGUUCAUAACUGAUAGAGAAGAACGUGGUGUUGAGCCCUACUCUCCACAGAUGCAGGAGUCGCCAACUUCGAGACUACCAACCCAGAGUUCGAACGAGGCACUCUUUAUUAGCACCGGCACGACCCCAGCGAUGAUGACAUCCCACCAAGUCCAGAGACCCUCCUACUCUGUCGCAGGACCAUUCAGAGAAAACGUGAAAGCUUCGCCCUUGUCCCAUCAAACGGAUUAUGAGCCAUACUCUCCACAGACUCGCCGGGAGUACAUGCAUCCUCCAAGUUUUUUGUUCCGCGAUCUAGAUGAGCGAGAUGAUUUGGAUCGGUUGCUGGACUAUCACUCGCAGCAAAUGGGUGUGUUGGGGUAUGAUGAAGGCGAGGCGAUGGAGGGUCAUGCAGAUGAUGGUGAACGUUUACGAGAGACAAGCGGGUAUGAUGGUCUCGAGGAUUCUGAGCGCACUGUUCAGCAGAUCAUUCCGCCUCCUAUCAAUUCCCGUGCAGAGCGCGAGCAGCAGUCAUCAGGGAGACCUCAAUUGAUGGGCCCAAGAACACUUUCGGCACUGCACCACUACUCCCAAGAAGGGCCGUCCUCCGUGAGAGGCGAUAGUGGUGGUCCUCCCAUUGGGUCUGUUGACCCAACGGCGCCAUCUCUCAGCGUGGUAACUUCGAGUGGCAGUCUCGGUCAGGAUGAGUACCUCUUGCACCAGACCAAGCCACACAUCAGCAAGCAUAUCCGUCCACACGGGCACGAUACUGGCACGCGGAUUGGGAUCUCACUUGGUAUUGGGUUUGGCAGCUCGGAUGGGUAUGGAUACAUGCCUGGAUCUGAUGGCGGCAGCAGCGGACGAUUGAGGUCGAGUGGCACUGAGACUGGUGCUGGCACCGACGUUGGCUGGCAGGGAUCUGAGGACUUGCCGUGGGCGAUGAGACGACAGGAGGAUACAACAUCCAGCGAGAUUGCCUGUCAGUUGUUCUCGGGCCUUGGACCUGCUCGAGGACGAGGACGAACAGGGGAGGGACAUGUGUAUGCGAGCGGGAUGGGUGUUGGGAUUGGUACAGCAAUUGGGGGCGUCGUCCGCUUUGAACACGGAAGUCAUGGUAGUAGUGGUGAGCCUGUGAACGGUAGGACACAGUCGGUGCAGACUUUGCAGUUGAGCGAUCCUGUGGACCGGUAUUCGUUUGGACAUGAGCAGGAGGAGUCACCUUCGCCGUCUGUUUCACCUUUUAACGCGCGGGAGGAAGAACAGAACGAAGAAGAGAACGAAGAAGAGACCGAAGAAUGGUCUGAAUACACUCCACGAGAGAUGCCACUGCAUGGAGGUCGCGGUCAAGCCGCGAACAAACUGAGGCUGGAGGACACCGUGACCGAGCAGGUGGAGGCAAUGGAGGAAGACGACGAGGAUGAUGAGCUGGAGGUGCUUGUGUUGAACUCUGAGCAUUCGUCGGAGAGAGGUUUGCCUGUACAGAAGCACUACGACAACAACGAAGACAGUGACGAGGAAAAUGAGGAUAUGGGUCAAGGAUAUGAUGAUCGCGUACAGGGAGGAGACGUUGACUUUGCUAGGGGCCACGUUGGCGAUCAGCGCGAUGUUGGUUACGAGGUUAAUGGAACCGAGAUAUUCGACGAGCUGCCGAGCAGCCAGGAGUCGACCGUGUCCAAGGACUAA